AUAUAGUAACAACUGACGUGGAGUGUGACGUAUCACUGUUGUUAAAGUGAAUCAUCUUUACUGUAGGGAUGCUGAGCUUUAGACAGGAGGCCUGAAACCAUCAUUUCUCCAGCAUAUCAUUCAUCCAUCAUCCUCCCAGCGCGAUGGAGGAGAUUCUCCGCAAGCUUCAGAAGGACGCGUCGGGCAGCAAACAUAAAGCGAUGCGGGACGCGUGCGGCGUCGCGCGCGAGACCCUUCAAGCUCAGAAUGGAUCAGUUAAAACACCUCCAUCUAAACUCAGAGAGAAGUGUUUAUUCCCUCUUCGGCUGGCGCUGGAGUCUAAAAACACUAAACUGGCUCAGACUGCCCUCACUGGAAUGCAGAAGAUCCUGUGUGAGGAUUGCUUUGCCGCUGUGGAGAGCGAGGGCCCGGAGAAGCAGCUUCUGGGUCAGAUCCUGGAGGCCAUCCGGGUGACGCCCGCCUUACAUGAAGACCUGCAGGUGGAGGUCAUGAAGGUCCUGCUUUGUGUCACCUACUCCUCUACAUUUGAGAUCAAUGGACACAACAUGUUGAGGAUUGCUGAGGUGUGUAUCGAGACGUACAUAUCGAGUUGUCAUCAUCGCAGUAUCAACACAGCGGUCAGGGCCACUCUCAGCCAGAUCCUCGGAGACCUCGCUCUACAACUACGCCAUCGACAGGAAAACACAGGUUUUGAUGCCGAGGAACGUUGCAUUCCUGUGCACCAGCGCAAAGAUGUCUCUCCUACUACUGAUGCGCUGUAUGAAGAUGUUGUUAUGGUGCUCACUGUUUUCUGUGACAAACUGGAGUCUGUCUCAAAUGAAAACCAGCUGCUGCAGUUGUUGUACCUGGAGUGUAUUCUGUCUAUGCUGAGCAGCUGUCCUCCCACAAUGCACCUGCAUCGUAAUUUCACUGACCUCAUCUGGAAGCAGUUGUGUCCGACUCUGGUGGUGAUUAUGGGAAACCCCGCGAGUGAUAAAAGCAUCAGCUCCGCCCACGGUGGGCCGUCUCAGGACUCGGACGCGGCCCCGGGGUCAGGGGUCUCGGACCAGGGCCGGGGUUCUGGCUGCUCGUCGAGCGCUCCCGGCAUGAUCGGGCCCGUCGUUCGCACCAUCUGCUAUGUGGCCGCGGAGUUAGUCCGCCUGGUGGGCUGUAUCGAGUCCAUGAAGCCAGUGUUGCAGUCCCUGUACCACCGUAUUCUGCUCUACCCCCCACCCCAGCACAGAGUGGAGGCCAUUAAGAUUAUGAAGGAGAUCGUGGGAAGCCCCCAGCGCUUGUUUGACCUGGCUGGUCCAUGCCUUAUUGAACCUGAGACGAGAAAGAGGUCUUUCUCAAAAAGGAAGUCGCAUCUUGAUCUUCUCAAACUGGUAAUGGAUGGUAUAACAGAAGCAUGCAUGAAGGGUGGAAUUGAGGCGUGCUACUCCUCCGUCUCCUGCGCUUGUGCACUAUUGGGUGCUUUAGAUGAGCUCAGUCAAGGGCGUGGCCUGCAGCCAGACCAGUCUCGAAUGCUGCUGCGGCGAUUGGAUGAUCUGAAGGAAGGGGCGGAGUCAAUGCGUGAGCCUGUAGAACUCAACGAAGCUGAUUUCCGCUGGCAGCGGCGCGUGCUUUCGGCUGAGAACGCCGCCUGGGAGACCAGCAUCGCCGAACGCAGCCCUGACAUCAGCAUCAGCGUCACGACCGACACGGGCCAGACCACUGUAGAGGGGGAGAUCGGUCAGACCACUCUGGAAGGGGAAAUGGGCCAGACCACUCCAGAGGAUUUUGGGGAGGGACAACGCCUACCUUCGCCGUCUACCGGCGGGGCCGCGGAUCUCCCCGAAUGUGUACGAGACAGUGGCGUCCCAGAAGCCCCGUCCGGCACGGCCCCUCCCGAUGUAGUGCAGCGCAGUCACGGCUUGGCCUACCCUGACAUCACCAACUUUCUAUCCGUGGAGUCUCGGACGCGCUCGCACGGCUCACGGUACAGCGAAAGCAACUUCAGUGCGGAUGAGCAGGAGCUGUCGCGCUAUGAGUUCGAUUCGUGUGACCAGUACUCCAUGGCUGCCGAAAAGGACUCGGGACGCUCCGACGUCUCCGACAUGGGGUCUGACAACUGCUCUCUGGCUGACGAGGAGCAGACGCCGCGGGAGUGUCCGGGCCACCGUACGCUACGCACGGCUGCUCUGUCCCUGAAACUGCUGAAGAACCAGGAAGCAGAUCAACAGAGCGCCCGGCUCUUUGUGCAGUCUCUGGCUUCACUCCUGCCUCGCCUGCUGGGACUGCACAGCACCACCGAUGUAGACGUGUCCCUGCAGAACUUCUCCACCACCUUCUGUUCGGGUCUGCAAGCAGGUGGGGUUCAUUCUCCAGGUUUCGAGGGCAGUGAAAACCUGAACUGUCAGGCUCUGAUGAAUGCGGAUGGAUUGUACCUGGUUUCCUAUUAUGCUUUACUGCUCAACCUCAAACUGUGCUGCUGUGACUUCUACCACAGGAAACCCACGUCUGCUCUGGUGUCUUUGAAGGAGUUUGUGCGUCAGAUCCAGAGCAGUGGGGUUCUGGUGGUUCUGUCUCAGGCCUGGAUCGAGGAGCUCUAUAACCAGGUUUUGGACAGGAACCUGCUGGGAGAGGCGGGAUACUGGGGCUCGGCAGAGGAGCAGUCUUUACCUCUCAUCACCAUGCUCACUGAUAUUGAUGGACUGGGCAGCAGUGCUAUUGGUGGUCAGCUGAUCAGAAAGGCCUCAACACAGUCGCCCUUUACCUGUGACAAGAAUGGCAGUGACAACUUGGUGGCAGGUGUGGUAUUUGCCCGCUUUAUCCUGACCGGCUGCUGGAAAAACCUGAUCGACACGCUGUCCAUGCCGCUCACAGGGCGCAUGGCGGGAAGCUCCAGGGGUCUCGCCUUUAUUCUCGGAGCCGAGGGAGUUAAAGAGCAAACUCAGAGAGAGAGAGACGCCAUCUGCCUUAGCCUGGAUGGUCUACGCAAGGCUGCGGCUCUCAGCUGCGCUCUGGGUGUGGCGGCCAACUGCGCCUCAGCUCUUGCCCAGAUGGCAGCAGCGUCAUGUGUUCAGGAGGAGAAAGAGGAGAAAGAAUUGGGGGAGACUGGAGAUGCCAUUGCUCAAGUUAAGCAGCGUGUGGAACAGAAACUCGAGCAGAUGGGCCGCUGUCAGGGCGUGAGGCUUCACACGGCUCAUGUGCUCUGCAUGGACGCUAUACUCAACGUGGGGCUGGAGAUGGGCAGCCAUAACCACGACUGCUGGCCUCACGUGUUCAGAGUGAUUGAGUAUGUUAGUUCACUGGAGCACACACACUUCAGUGACGGCGGCUCGCAGCCUCCGAUGGCCAUCACACAGGCAGCGCAGGCCGUGGCCGUGGACCCGGAGCUGGAGCUGAGCGGAGAGGCCAGUCCAGAGCUGGAACUGGGUCUCAGCCAUCCCGUUAUCCAGCCGCUCUCCAUCCAGGAGCUCCUGAGGGAAAGCAGUCGCGGGAAAGCAGCGGACCUGCGGGGCGGCAGUCUGCUCACGGGCACCAGCGUGGCCAAAGCCGUCUGCACUCUCUCCACACAAGCUGACCGGCUGUUCGAGGAUGCCGUCAGUAAACUCAACCUCGUGGGUCUCGUGGGUUUCCUGCAUCAGCUCAGGAAAGCUUCCCAGUCUCAACUGUUCGAUUCGGUCACAGAAACCGGAGACUAUUCCUUAGCCAUGCCAGGGGAGGCGAAGUCGACCCAGGACAAGCGCAGCGCCCUGCACCUGUUCCGGCUGGGAGAGGCCAUGCUUCGCAUCGUGAAGAGCAAGAGUCGACCUCUUCUGCACAUGAUGAGGGCCUGGAGUGUGGUGGCGCCGCAUCUGGUGGAGGCGGCCUGUCACAAAGAGCGCCACGUAUCCCAGAAGGCCGUGUCCUUCAUCCAUGAUGUUCUGAUGGAGGUUUUGAUCAGCUGGGCAGAACUGCCACACUUUCAUUUUAAUGAAGCUCUCUUCAGACCUUUUGAGCACAUCAUGCAGCUGGAGCUCUGCGACGAAGACGUCCAAGAUCAGGUGAUAACGUCCAUCGGAGAGCUGGUGGAGAUGUGUUCAGCUCAGAUCCAGUCUGGCUGGAGGCCGCUGUUCAGCGCUCUCAGAACCGUGCAUGGGAACAAAACUGAUAUGAAGGAUUACCUGAUUGGAGAAUAUUCCAUGGGGAAGUCACAGGCGCCAGUGUUUGACGUCUUCGAAGCCUUCAUUAACACGGACAACAUUCAGGUGUUCGCCAACGCCGCCACUGACUACAUCAUGUGCCUUAUGAAGUUUGUGAAAGGUUUAGGAGAAGUGGACUAUAAGGAGAUCGGCGACUGUGUUCAUGCCAGUGGAUACAGCUCCACAGACCUGUGCCUGCCCGCCCUGGACUAUCUGAGGAAAUGCUCACAGCUGCUUGCCAGGAUCUAUAAGAUGCCAACCAAGCCGGUUUUCUUGGGUGCGCGUCUGGCCAGUCUCCCGAUGAGAGCGCAGGAGAGAUCCGUGAGCAGCGAGGAGGGCAUGGACUGUGUGUUAGCAGAGUUUGACGACGAUACAGGUCUGAUCCAGGUGUGGAUCCUCCUGUUGGAGCAGCUGACUGCAGCCGUGUCGAACUGUCCUCGACAGCAUCAGCCGCCGACACUCGAGCUGCUGUUUGAGCUUCUGCGGGAGGUCACCCAGACCCCAGGGCCGGGGUUUGCCAUCUUCUCUGUCAUCCAGCUGCUUCUCCCGGUCAUGUCUCUGUGGCUCCAGCGCAGUCACGGCGAGCACUCGUACUGGGACAUCGCGGCGGCUAACUUCAAGCACGCCAUCGGCCUGUCCUGUGAACUGGUGGUGGAACACAUUCACAGCUUCAUACAUUCAGAUAUUGGCUAUGAGAAUCUGAUUAACCUGAUGCUGAAAGAUCUCUUCAAACUGCUGGUGUCCUGUGUGGCAGAACCAGCCGAGACCAUCUCCAGAGUGGGCUGCUCCUGUAUCAGGUAUGUUCUGGUGAGUGCAGGGCCUGUCUUCACGGAGGAGAUGUGGAGGUUAGCAUGCUGUGCCCUGCAGGACGCUUUCUCUGCGACCCUGGAGCCUGUGAAGAAUCUGCUGGCUUGUUUCCGGAGCGGUUCGGACAGUUUCACUGGAGACGCGUGUGAAGUGAAAGUCGCGGCCCCGUCACACACUCCGUCAGCAGAGGCCGAGUUCAUGCGGAUCCGGGCCAUGGCUCAACAGGUCUUCAUGCUAGAUACGCAGUGCUCACCUAAAACUCCCAGUAACAAGGAAGGGUUUGAGCACGCUCAGUCCUGUGUGCUGAUCAUUGAGCUUCCAGCAGAUCCGCAAUCCAACGGCCAAGCGCAGAAGAGAAAAAUUGGGAUUCCCUUCAGGACUCUGGUGGUGAGUUUGCUGUCUCAUCAGGUGCUCCUCCAGAACCUGUAUGAUAUCCUCUUGGAAGAGUUUGUGAAGGGCUCCGGGGUCCCUGAGGGCCAGGCCAGGGUCCCGGCCGUGUCGGAGCCCCGAGGCGCAGGCUUUCUCCGCUACAUCUCCAUGCAGAACCUGGCCAUCAUCUUUGACCUGCUGCUGGACUCGUACCGCACAGCGCGGGAGUUCGACACGCGUCCCGGACUCAAGUAUCUGCUCAUGAAAGUGUCGGGGGUGUGUGGAGCUGCCAACUUAUACCGCCAAUCUGCCAUGAGCUUCAAUAUCUACUUUCAGGCUUUGCUGUGUGCAAUGCUGACGAACCAGGAGAACAUGACGGUGGAGCAGGUGAAGAAGAUCCUGAGUGAGGACGAGGAGGGCGGCUCAGACUCGUCCCAGCAGUGCUCCUCCGAGGACGAGGAUAUCUUCGAGGAGAUGGCCCAGGUGAGUCCUCCUCGUGCGCGGGAGAAGCGUCAGUGGCACGCUCGCGUCCCGUCUCUGAGCACGCAGCCCUCCAGCGGCGCAGACUGGGCCUGGCUGGUCAAACGCCUGCACAAGCUCUGCAUGGACUCGUGCAACAACUACAUCCAGAUGCACCUGGACCUGGAGAGCAGUUUAGGAGAACAACCCACACACCGGGCCGACCCGCUCUUUUUCUUACCGCUUUUUAAUUCGGAGACGUCCACGCCCUCGACCGGGGGCCCGUCGGGUCACGGGACGCCCUCAGAGGACAGUGUCCGCCUUCACCUCGACGAAACGCCCUCGGAUGAGAUCCACAGUCCCGGUGGAUUGAGUGCAAAUGUCCCCCAGCUGAGAGGAGAGCGGAGAGACGGGGCCCGUAAGAAGGAGUGGUGGGAGAGUGCGGGGAACAAGCUGUACACCAUCGCCACCGACAAAACCCUCAGCAAACUCAUGAUCGAGUACAAGAAACGCAAGCAGCAGCAGCAGCACAAUCACCCUGUGUUCCCCAAAGACGCCGGAGAGAAGAGGGGCGAGGCGGGGACCCUGCGCGGGCCGGACCCCCCGGGACCCCCGAGGCCUCAGCAACUGGUGGAGCAGGGGCCGAUGAGACACUCCUUCAGCGCGGGGCCCGAGCUCCUGAGGCAGGAGAAGAGGACCCGAUCGGGCUCCGCCGCCAGCUCGCACAACAUCUCCAUCAGAGACUCUGAGGCACAGAUACAGGCCUGGACCAACAUGGUCCUCACGAUCCUGAACCAGAUCCAGGUGUUGCCGGACCCCACGUUCAUGGCCCUCCAGCCAGCCGUGUUCCCCUGCAUCAGUCAGCUGACCUGUCAUGUGACCGACCUCCGAGUGAGGCAGGCGGUGCGCGAGUGGCUCGGGCGAGUGGGGCGCGUGUAUGACAUCAUCCUGUGAUCGUGUGCUUUACUCUUCGCUCAUAUGUCCUGUGGCGUCCAACUUUGCUAACUCUUUUUACCGUAGUGCACACAGUGAUCUCUGUGUAAUACCAAACCCUUCUGCGAAUGUUCUUCAACAUCCAUGCUGUUAUAUUCAGAAUCUAUAUUUUUAUUUAUUUAUAUCUCUGAAUGUUUAUGUGCCAUAUACAGAAUUAUGUUGUUUUUCUCUCUCAUCUAUAUGAACAUUUCAACCAGUUAAAGCCAUUGCUCAAUGAACUUAAUGCACUUUCGUCAAUGCUUUGAUUAAUAUAUCUAAAGCAUGAACUCGUGCUUUGCUAAAUGCAGUUUUAUGGUGGUAUUAGUUCAUGUACAUAUUAUACAAUGCCUUAAAAUAUGAAUUUUCAGAGGAAUUGGCUUAAGUUAGAUAUUUAAUUCACUAGAAGACAUUGUCAUUUGGUAGUAUGAGCAUAGUUUAAGGAUGUGUUGAAAGCUGUUUAAUAUCCAACGUCCAUCCAGUCAGAAACUGUGCCAUAGAUCCCACUACCCAUAAUCCAACGGGAAUCUAAGUUCACCAAACAACACUUCGUCUGACUAAACUUGAAUAAAAGAGUGAGAAAUAAAAUCUACAAUAAGUGUAGUUUUUAUAAAACCUAAAAGCCACUUAUUAUCUCCAACGGUUUAGGGAUCUUUUAACUGGAGACUAUUUACAGUCUAUUUAUGUUUGCACUUACAAUUUUAACGCUUUAUCCCAAAUAUAUUUUAUUCAUCGAUGUAGAACUGCAGUUGUUUUGACUUUUCAUUUUUGUCUUCAAUCAUCUGCAUGUAUUAUCUAUAUGUUGAUUUUUAUGUGCGCGUGAAAAAGGAUAUUUAUUUUGUGAUGCUUAAUGUUAUUAAGAGAAAUUUGCUCGACAAGUUACAAAGAAAUGUUAUGUAAUUCAUAUACAGUUAUUUCCGAAAAGGCUAUUGUGCUGUACACUUCAUUAUGUGCAAUGGGAACUAUGAGAAUCUGGACCAUACACACAUACUCUUUACAUGUAUCCAGUGCACACACAGCCUAUGUUGUGUAAUCUUUAGCUCGUUUUGCUCAUUUUCGGUUGCUUGGCAUAAACACCAGGGGGAGAUUAAACCGGAUGUUGAAAGGGACCAAAGACUAAGAUUGAAUUCUGGAAAACUAUUAUUUUCAGCAAAACAAAGAGUCCAGGUUUUCAUUUUCUUUGUUCCUCUUCUUCUUUUUCUAGGUACACACUGAAGUCUAGUCUACAUCUGUCUGUUUUGAGUCGGUUAGCACAAACGUUCUGUUUCAACAGAUUUUGUCUGUGCAAAAAUAAGGACUUUAUAAACUCUAAGGGAUAUUUUUAGAGGAUGUUUUGUGUAAAUGAUUGGUUUGAGACUAAACUUUCAGCGCUCUCUGUCUAAAUCCAUAGGAAAACACUAUGGGUUAUGUUGUGCAAACAUGAAAAUACAAGCUAAAAUGUGUAAUAGUUUAUAAUGCCACUCCAUUCCCUGUAAUCAUCCCAUAAUGCACCAAGCAUAUAUCUAUUAUUUUAAGUACUCUGGUGAGGAUAUAUUAGUGUGUGUUUUGGAGGGGGUGCGCUCAUACUUGUUUACUACAUGCUGUUUAUUAUCUGACUUCUAUCAAUCAACUGCAGUACAUGUGCAUUACGCUGAAUGUGUUCUGGAGUGUUUAUUGGACGAUCAUUUAUGUUUAAGUGUUGUAGAAUAAAUAAGCAGAGUUAAAAAC
Pimephales promelas (fathead minnow) is the source of this 8456-nucleotide messenger RNA. NCBI's taxonomy places the organism in Eukaryota, Metazoa, Chordata, Actinopteri, Cypriniformes, Leuciscidae. The record is from RefSeq and is a predicted model, not a curated record.